Amaranthus tricolor (Joseph's coat) is the source of this 2033-nucleotide messenger RNA. Its product is annotated as protein HOTHEAD-like. Gene Ontology annotation, molecular function: flavin adenine dinucleotide binding; oxidoreductase activity, acting on CH-OH group of donors. The record is from RefSeq and is a predicted model, not a curated record. The transcript has 3 exons. The coding region runs from base 166 to 1782 and encodes 538 amino acids. Lineage: Eukaryota; Viridiplantae; Streptophyta; Magnoliopsida; Caryophyllales; Amaranthaceae.
GUUUCCCUCAGCCACCAUAAAAUCACAUUGGAACACUUCUUUUUGCCUCAAUGUAUCCCCAUAACAAGGAUUUCUAGCAUAUUAUCAUUGUACUUGGAUCAAUUUUAACUUUUUAACUAUACCCAUUUUCAAUUUUUCGCAUCCUCUUAAAAUCAUCCAGAAAAAAUGAGACUACAACAAGUAACUAGACUUUGGCUUCUUAUGCAUUGUGCUCUACUUUCAUUCAUCUACGUGUCCCAUUCAUCUCCAACUACCUCUCCGUUAUGUAAUAAAGGACUUAAAUCAGAACUUCCUUACAUGACUUCAAAUAUCAAAGAAGUAGAAGGCAAAUCAUUUGAUUACAUAAUAAUCGGAGGCGGAGCAUGCGGCUGCCCGUUAGCUGCCACACUCUCGGAAAAAUUCUCGGUGCUCAUAAUCGAACGAGGUAGCUCACCAUACGGUGACCCAACGAUCUUCGAACGAACCAAAUUCGGGUUUCCCUUAGUGGAAACAAACAAGCACACUUCAGUUGCACAAGAAUUCAUUUCCUUAGAUGGAGUUGUAAAUUAUAGAGGAAGAGUUUUAGGUGGAUCAACAGCUAUAAAUAGUGGGUUUUAUAGUAGAGCAAGUAAAGAGUUUAUUAAGAAAAUGGGUUGGGAUGAAAAGAUGGUAAAACAAGCUUAUGAAUGGAUAGAAACAAGGGUUGUUUUUCAACCAGAGUUUUUAAGUCCAUGGCAAUCUGUUGUAUUAGAUGGGCUUUUAGAAUCAGGUAUAUUGCCCUUUAAUGGGUAUACAUUGGAACAUGUUGAAGGUACUAAGUUAAGUGGUACUAUUUUUGAUGUGUUUGGGAAAAGACAUACAGCUGCUGAUCUUCUUGCUGUGGGUAAUACUAAGAAUAUUGUCGUUCUUUUGAAUGCAACUGUAAGCAAGGUGUUCUUCCAUCAUGAGGGGGAUGAAUUAAGAGCUAAAGGAGUAAAGUUCAUCCAAAGUGAAGACAACACCAAAAAAUCCUACAAAGUAUACCUUAAAAAGGCUGAAAAAAAUUCAACAUCAUCAAGUGAAGUAAUACUCUCAGCGGGAGCACUAAGUAGCCCACAAAUCCUAAUGCUAAGUGGAAUUGGACCUUCAAAACACCUCAAAAACAUGAACAUUUCUGUACUUAAAAACAUAGAAAGUGUAGGACAAAAAAUGCAAGACAAUCCUGCUAUUUCCCUUUUAGUAGAUUCCAAGCCUAAAUCAAGAAUUCCUGAUACACCCCAAGUAACGGGCAUAACUGAUCAGUUUAAGGUCAUAAUGGAGUCGAUUAUUGUACCUAUUAGCAAGAAUUUAACAAGGGUUUCUAUUGCAGGAAAGCUUGCAUUUCCUAAAUCAAGAGGUAAACUUGAAUUAAAGAACAAAGAUCCUAGGGAUAACCCAUUGGUUAAAUUCAAUUAUCUUUCGAACGAACAAGAUAUGGAGUUAUGUGUUAAGGUACAUCAGUUUGUCGAGCAUGUAUCAAUGUCGGCUUCAGUGAGUAUGUUCUUAAGGAACGAGCGAAAUAGGUUCGAAAAAAUGGGGAAAGAAGAGAGUAAAGAGUAUUGUAAGAAGAAUGUGAGUACAUUUUACCAUUAUCAUGGUGGGUGUAUCAUUGGGGAAGUUGUUGAUGAGGAGUAUAGAGUUUAUGGAGUUAAGGGGUUAAGGGUUAUGGAUGGGUCUACUUUGGUGGAAUCUCCUGGGACUAAUCCUAUGGCUACACUUAUGAUGUUAGGGAGGUAUCAAGGUUUGAAAAUUGUGGAGGAAAGAACUAAUAUGUCUUCAAGAUAAUCAAAGAACUAGAUUGUCUUGAACAUAAUCAAGAUUGUUUCUGGUCGUAUAAUAUAAUUCGACAGCUAAUUCGGCUUUUUGAGUUUGCUAUUUAUUCAGAUGGGUCAAAAAUCUUCUUAUAAUUCUAUGGACCUAUGGUUAAGUGUGAAUUUGAGUGAUUUUUUUUAUGUUUGUGAAAAUCGUUUUAGAAAAGAAGUGUAUCAUAAUCUAUUUUGUUCAAUAAUUUUAUUAAUAGUAAUGCCUAUUGUGGA